Molecule: messenger RNA, 2343 nt
Organism: Arthroderma uncinatum
Lineage: Eukaryota; Fungi; Ascomycota; Eurotiomycetes; Onygenales; Arthrodermataceae
Product: phosphofructokinase subunit
Exons: 3
Coding region: 1-2343 (780 amino acids)
Biological process (GO): fructose 1,6-bisphosphate metabolic process; canonical glycolysis; fructose 6-phosphate metabolic process
Cellular component (GO): mitochondrion; 6-phosphofructokinase complex; cytoplasm
Molecular function (GO): identical protein binding; fructose-6-phosphate binding; AMP binding
Source: RefSeq, a predicted model, not a curated record
AUGUCAGCCCCUACGCCUGUGGCAGCUACAGCCAAGCGGCGCCGUAUCGCCGUCUUGACUAGUGGGGGUGACGCGCCUGGGAUGAACGGCGUGGUGAGAGCAGUUGUCCGCAUGUCUAUUCACUGUGGCUGUGAAGCCUAUGCCGUACAUGAGGGUUACGAAGGGCUGGUGCAGGGCGGAGACUACUUCAAGCGGAUGUACUGGGAGGAUGUUCGUGGAUGGCUGUCUCGCGGCGGUACGUUGAUCGGGUCUGCGAGGUGCAAGAGCUUCAGAGACCGCGAGGGCAGGCUGAAGGCUGCCAAAAAUAUGGUCGUCCGCGGCAUUGAUGCCCUCAUUGUUUGUGGAGGAGACGGGUCCUUGACUGGAGCAGACAUCUUUCGUUCCGAGUGGCCCGGGCUACUAGAGGAGCUGGUUUCAAAGGGAGAACUCACGGAUGCAGAGGUCAAGCCGUUCAAGUCCUUGAAUAUAGUAGGACUGGUGGGCUCAAUUGAUAAUGACAUGUCGUUGACUGACGCUACCAUUGGCUGCUACUCGUCCUUGCAUCGUAUCUGUGAGGCCGUCGACGAGGUCUUCGACACCGCAGCCUCCCACCAGCGAGGAUUCGUCAUUGAAGUUAUGGGUAGGCAUUGUGGAUGGCUAGCGUUGAUGUCUGCCAUCAGUACGGGGGCUGACUGGCUCUUCGUCCCCGAAAUGCCUCCCCGCGAUGGCUGGGAGGAUGACAUGUGUGAUAUCAUAACCCAGAAUCGACAAAGAGGUAAACGGCGAACGAUCGUCAUCAUUGCUGAAGGUGCCCAGGACAGCAACUUGCAGAAGAUUACGUCGAACAAGGUCAAGGAUAUACUCAGUGAUAGAUUGCAGCUCGACACCAGAGUGACUGUUCUGGGACAUACACAACGAGGAGGCGCUGCGUGUGCCUAUGAUCGAUGGCUCGCCACGCUUCAGGGUAUCGAGGCUGUUAAGGCUGUUCUUGAAGCUAAGCCCGGCUCGCUAUCGCCAAUCAUUACUAUCAGAGAGAAUAAAAUUGAGAGGACCUCCUUGGUAGAGGCAGUGAGGGUUACAAAGAGCGUCGAAGAAGCCAUCUCGAAGAAGGAUUUUGCUACGGCAAUGGCUCUACGAGACUCUGAAUUCAAAGCGUAUCACAGAGCGUAUAUCAACACUACUACUCCCCACCACCCGAAGCUACUGCUUCCACAGGAAAAGAGGAUGCGCAUCGCGAUUAUCCACGUCGGGGCACCGGCCGGUGGCAUGAACCCUGCUACGCGAGGCGCAGUGGCAUACUGUCUAGCUCGUGGACACACUCCCAUUGCCAUCUACAAUGGCUUCCCAGGUUUGUGUAGACACCAUGCGGAUAAACCCCUGGGGUCCGUGAGGGAGGUCAAAUGGCUAGAUUCCGACUCGUGGGUCAACGAGGGCGGCUCAGAGAUCGGUACCAACCGUGGGCUCCCAUCAGAGGAUAUGGAAACCACUGCCAAGUGCUUUGAGCUCUACAAGUUCGAUGCCUUGUUCGUCAUCGGAGGGUUCGAGGCGUUUACCGCCGUCAGCCAGCUGCGAAAGGCCAGAAAGGAUUACGACUCGUUCAAAAUCCCGAUUGUCCAACUACCGGCUACCAUCUCCAACAACGUCCCCGGAACGGAGUACUCUCUGGGCAGCGACACCUGCCUCAACACGCUCAUGAACUUCUGCGAUGUGAUCAGACAGUCUGCCUCGUCAUCCCGCCGACGAGUAUUUGUGAUCGAAACCCAGGGCGGGCGAUCUGGGUACAUAGCUACCAUGGCCGGCCUGUCCGUGGGUGCGUACGCGGUAUACAUCCCGGAAGAAGGUAUCAGCAUCAAGAUGCUUGCGAACGAUAUCGAGAACCUACGACGCAGCUUUGCGACUGACUGCGGCGCCAACAAUGCCGGGAAGAUCAUUCUGAGGAACGAGCGCGCCUCUGCCACGUACACGACCCAGGUGAUCGCCGACAUGAUCAAGGAGGAGGCCAAUGGGCGAUUCGAAUCCCGCUCUGCAGUUCCAGGCCACUUCCAGCAGGGUGGCAAACCCUCACCGAUGGACCGUAUCCGCGCGCUCCGCAUGUCGAUCAAGUGUAUCCAGCACUUCGAGGAGUACACCGGCAUGAGCAAGGAGAGAAUCGCGGCAGACGACAUGUCGACAGUCGUCAUCGGAAUCCGGGGAAGCGAGGUUGUCUUCAGCCCUCUCGGCGGCGAGGACGGGCUAGAGGAGACAGACACAGACUGGCAGCACCGACGACCGAAGAACGAAUUCUGGCUGAAAUUCCGCGAGAUGGUCGACACCCUGAGCGGUCGACCCGGCGCCGACCACCAGCGACACGACCAGAGUUCAUGA